This is a messenger RNA of Dendroctonus ponderosae (mountain pine beetle), 6696 nucleotides long. RefSeq names its product NFX1-type zinc finger-containing protein 1. Gene Ontology annotation, biological process: regulatory ncRNA-mediated heterochromatin formation. Gene Ontology annotation, molecular function: zinc ion binding; helicase activity. The transcript has 23 exons. Bases 603 to 6527 code for a protein of 1974 amino acids. Lineage: Eukaryota; Metazoa; Arthropoda; Insecta; Coleoptera; Curculionidae. Gene Ontology annotation, cellular component: nucleus; nuclear RNA-directed RNA polymerase complex. The record is from RefSeq and is a predicted model, not a curated record.
AUAAAGACAAUCAUGUAUUUGUCUUUAUCUAAGCUAAGAAACGGUCGUUUAUUACGUCGUUUUCUGCUGCAUGGUUCAUUGCUUCUGUGCCCUAUUGAGCACUUGAUGAACAAAUACCAUCUCCACCAACUAUGUACAAAGAUGUUCGGGACUUCUAAACAGCCUUACAAUUUUAUAGUCUGUUAGAUCAAAGGAUGUCUGCCCAGGGAUGUUUGGGAAAUAUUUAGUGUUUUGAGUUUCUUGCUCUUACUACUAGUCUUAGUUAAUUUUCCUUAUAUGCAGACAAAAUAAUAACUAUUUAAAACUACCGCCACGAAGCGUUAAGUGAUGAAACGUCAACGGUACUAUCAGGUACUAUUAUCAGAGACAAGUCUUCAGACAGAAAGAGACAAGACUUGUCUCUGCUAUUAUACCUUGUGUUGCGGCUAUUCGCUAGUGUCAAGAAUAGGUGGUCUGGUGCUGGUCUAUUUUCGAAUAGGCGGGUUUUAGUAAUUCAAUACUAGUUUUUCAUUUAGCCGAUUAUUAGUUUCUCUAAUUCAGUAAUCUGUGAUCUAUUAACUAUUAAUUUAGCUUUAGUUAUUAAGUUUGAGUGUAGUGCAACAAUGAAGCGAUUAAUUCCAGACAUUCAACCUAACCGCAAACGGAUGAACUCGAGAAACGGGAACAACCGUGGCCAUCACAGUGGCCAUUUCUAUAACAGAAGGCAAGGGAAUGCUCAGCAUGUUCCAAGCGAACAGUUCCAAGCGGACGGCAAAGAACAAUUUAGAUCUAAGCCUGAACGUGUCAUGGGUUUUAAAUUUGUUAAGACACUUGUGGAUAACGAGGAUUUGCAACACGUAAUUUUAACCGUUUCUAAUGACCGAAAUGGUUUUCUGACACUUCUAGAAAACAAAAAUAUAACCAAUGAUACGCUUGUCUUAUUGGUCAAGCUUUUAUGGCACAUAUCCGAGUGCUCUUUUCAUCAAAGUAAGAUUGCUAUAUAUUAUUUGGUAUUGAAAAGCCGAUUUAUUGAUCAAGUAAAAUUGUAUAUUGGGGAUAUAAUCAACCAGAGGCUAUGCGAUAAAAAACGUAAUACAUGCUUUUGGAACAACCCCGACGACUUUUGGAAACAUCUCAUAUGUUUCGCAAGAAUGGUUCUGGAGUUGAUUCCCACGGGACAUUGUGGAAUAAUUCACGGACUCUUAAAACAUAUGACUAUUUUCUUCCCAUUGAUCGAGUCAACUCAUUCAAUAUCAAUUACUCGUGAAAUUAAAGAUCAAACAGCGCAUUUAUUAACGGUGGUGGAGAAAACCAUCGAAGACAUAGCUGCUCAAAAGAAAAUUGUUGCAUCUAAAGACUUGGAUCAAGCUAUGGCAGAGCCUCCUGAUGAUUUCAGACAAAUUGAAAUAAUUCCUUGUGCUCAAGAAAUUCUGUCUGAUGAAUCACCGUUUCUGCGACCGAACAUUAUUGAUAGGCCUUUCAGUGACAUUAAUCAGUAUCUCGAUAUUCAGUUCAGACUAUUGAGAGAAGACUUUGUAGCUCCUCUACGACGCGGUAUUAAAACAUUUUUAAGAAAUGAAUCAAAGCCCAGAAAAAAAUGGAAAAAGCUAGAAUCUGUGAAGAUUUAUAGACCGGUCAGAUUUCUUCACGCCGAGGCAGUUAAUGAAUACCAUUGCUACAAGCUCCAAUUCGACUUCGGACAUAAGAAACGUGUUUUAUCUUAUGAACAUUCUAAGCUGUUUAUGUUUGGUUCAUUAGUUUGCUUAACCCGAGACAAUUUCCAGCAUUUUAUGUUUGGGACCGUUGUUAAAAGAGAUCCAGAACUACUUCAGCAAGGAUUGCUUGUUGUUGGAUUUUCAGGGGAUGUACAGAUUGAUUUUGAUUCCGACUACCUCCUGAUGGAAUCUAAGAUCUAUUUUGAACCAUAUAAGCAAGUACUGCGAGCACUCAAACAAAUGAGGGUUGAUAUUUUUCCAAUGGAAAAGUACAUAAUUAAAUUGGAGAUGGACUCUAAUCCACCUCAAUAUCUACGUAGAAUUGUGGACUAUCAGAUAGAAGAUGCAAAGUUUUGCCCAUUUGAAUUCCCAGAAAGAUCUUUCCACAACUUUAACGAGUCGCAAUUGAAUGCUUACAAAGCUGCCUUAACAAACGAAUUUGCCAUUAUCCAAGGACCUCCGGGAACCGGCAAAACUUACUUAGGGCUUAAAGUGAUUCAUACCUUGCUCAGAAACAGAAGUGUAUGGUAUAAUAAAACUCCUAUUCUGGUAAUUUGUUAUACGAAUCACGCUCUUGACCAAUUCCUUGAAGGUAUCUUAUCCGAAAAUGACGAUAUUGUUAGAGUCGGGGGCCAAUCAAAAAAUAAACACUUGGAAGAUUUUACUCUAUCGACUCUAAAACGCCGGACAGUUUGUUCAGAAGCAUUAUUUCAGAAGAAAGUAAAAGUUCAAAAACACGUGGCGCAACAAAAUGCUUUCAUGGACGUCUUAAGACUAAUCGAUGGGAAUGAAAGCAUAUUAAAUUUUGAUUUAUUUAAUAAUAUUAUUGCUAACUAUAGUAAUACUUGGUUUUCAAGAGCUUCAAAGGCGCAAAAAAUAGAAUGGUUGCUGCAAGGAAAGAACGAACGCGGCCGUAGACUAGGGUACAAAAAAAAGGCUCUCGAUAAUAUGCAAAGUAAUCGAGCUGCAGAAAAUACCCCGGGUGAUCUUUUAGAAGAUGAGACACAACUAAACUUGGAAAUGUUGGACGACAUUUUCAGUGAAAUCAAAUUCAACACAGAAAAACCUUUGCUGUCUGUAGAACAGCUUAGAGACAGUUUGAAUCGCUUAAUCGUCGAAUUGACAAAUUUAGAACGGAAACCAGAUAAAAAUGUUAUGUCACUUUUAAGGUGUGAAAUUUUGGAAUGGGAAAUAUGGGAAACUGAAUGUAACUUAGAUUAUCUUCAGGAUCAACUGAAGUACUACCAAAACCCGAAAAAUAGAAGAAUGCCUGAACAUAUUAACUUGACACGUCCAUUUGUUAUGAGUUACACUGAUAGAUGGAAUCUUUACUUUAGUUGGAUAGAUCAGUAUGUGGCUUGGGUACGGAAAAUGUACACGGCGAAUAGCAUUGCAUUUCGAAAUACAUUUCAAGUAUAUCAAGAGAUGCAAGAAAUUGAGAACACACAAAUAAUGCGACAAAAAAUGGUCGUUGGAAUAACCACUACGGGAGCUGCACGAUUUAAAUCAUCGAUACAGGCUUUGCGAUGUCCAAUUGUAAUAGUCGAAGAAGCGGCUGAAGUACUAGAAGCUCAUAUUGUAGCUUCAUUGACCAAUAACUGUCAACAUCUUAUUUUAAUUGGAGAUCAUCUACAGCUGAAACCCGGUGCAGCUGAUUAUCGAAUGCAAAUUAAAUAUAAAUUAGGUAUCAGUUUAUUUGAAAGGAUGGUGCUUAACAAUGUGACAUGCCACACGCUCAAUGUUCAGCACCGAAUGAAACCGAAUAUCUGCAAGCUUAUAAGGCCACACAUUUAUCCGCAAUUGACGGAUCAUGAGUCAACUUUAAGUAGACCACCAAUUUUAGGGGUCCAGGGAUGCCUAUAUUUCAUUGAUCAUCAACAACCAGAGGAACUAUGUCAAGAUGAAAGUAAAAAGAAUGUACAUGAAUCUACAUUUCUGAUAGCUUUCGCGAGAUAUUUAAUUUUAAAUGGCUACAAGUCCAAUCAAAUUACUAUUUUGGCUACGUAUUUGGGGCAGAUGUUCGAGAUGCUCCAUGAAAAAAAUAAACCGAUCAAUGUUGAUUUGUUAAAAGACGUAAGGAUUUCUGUCCUAGACAAUUAUCAAGGAGAAGAAUCUGAUAUAGUACUAUUAUCUCUUGUAAGAAGUAAUACGGACAACAACAUCGGAUUUCUUCGGAUUCAAAAUAGAGUUUGUGUAGCUUUGUCAAGAGCUCGAAAUGGACUAUUUAUUAUCGGAAAUAUGUCGAUUUUGCUAAAUUCUAACAGCGAAAAUGAGAUCUGGAAGAAAGUAAACACUGUGUUAGAAGAACAAAAUGCUAUUGGUUCUCACUUGCUUCUACGGUGUCAAAUUCAUCCGGUUAAGUUGACUAAAGUCUCUAAAAGCUUAGAUUUUGAGAAAGUGAGCGAAGGAGGAUGCGAUAUGAUUUGCAACGUCGAACUUGAUUGCGGGCAUACGUGCAAAAGACUUUGUCAUAUACAAGAUACAGAGCACAAGCAAUACAGAUGCAUGGAAAAGUGUUUAAAACCUCUUUGUAACGACGAAUUGCAUGUGUGCUUAAAACAAUGUUACGAAGAUUGUGGGCCUUGUAUGUACAUCGUUCGCCGUACUUUAGAUCCGUGCGGUCACGAGGUCGAUAUGAAUUGCCAUAAAGAUGCAGAGGACUUUAAAUGUAAGGAAUUGGUACACACGAAGUUACCGUGUGAACAUGAAGCUGAUAAACCUUGCCACGAGGAUCCUCAUCAGUUUAAAUGUCUAUUCCCCUGCGAUACUAGAGUGGAACCAUGUGGACAUGCUUGCCACCAAACUUGUCAUAUCAGAGAUGAUCCUGAUCAUAGGAAGUAUAUUUGUGAAGAACCAUGUGCCAAAAGUAAAGUCGGAUGCCGCCAAGAUCCAGAUGAGAAACACCUUUGUUCAAGAUUGUGUUAUCAAGACUGUGACGAAUGCCUCAACAAAGUAUCACGGCAGAGGUCAUGUGGCCAUAGGUCUAAAAUACCUUGUAGUCUGGAUGUCGAAGAAGUUGACUGCCAAAAGCCAUGCAAAUUAAAGCUGCCCUGUGGCCAUGAAUGCGCAAAUCCCUGUUCCAAAGCUUGUGGACCUUGUAAAGUUAAAGUAGAAAAAACUAUUUUGGACUGUGGUCACAGUGUCAAUAUCGAGUGUUCCGUAAAUCCAGAAAGGAAGCACUGCAUUGCUCGAUCGUGUCCGAGGCUAUUGCCUUGUGGACAUGAAUGCCAAAAAAAAUGUACUGAUCAAUGUACCGAUGUAUGCACUAAAUUAGUGGACUGCAGUAUUGAGUCGCCUUGUGGUCAUGUUAUUAAGAAAAUUGAAUGCCACAUGAAAAGUACUAGUCCAAAGUUGUUGCUAAAAUAUUGCUCGGAACCAUGUAACAUUAUGUUAAAAUGCAAACACAAAUGUUCGGGUACUUGUGGCGAGUGUAUUCAGUCUCGCUUCCAUAAACGUUGUGCUGAGAAAUGUGCUCUACCACUCGUGUGCAACCACGAGUGUCUAACUCCGUGUCGAGAGUCAUGCAAACCUUGCACUCGGCCUUGCGAAAUGAGAUGUGCCCAUAGUAAAUGUCAAAAGAAAUGUGGUGCACCAUGUACGCCAUGUAAACAGAUGUGCGAGAGACAAUGUAAGCAUUUAAAAUGCACCCGUCGAUGCGGAGUUAUUUGCGAUGUGGAACCUUGCACCCAAAGAUGUACGAAGCUCCUAAAGUGUGGUCACGUGUGUGUAGGAUUUUGUGGAGAUCCAUGUCCGCCUCUCUGCAGAAUAUGCGACAAUGAGAAAUUAACUGAAAUUUUUUUCGGCAAUGAAGAUGAAGAAGACGCGGUAUUUGUUUUAUUGAAGGACUGUGGACAUGUCCUCGAGAGUACUGGUCUUGAAUCAUGGAUGAAUGAAGCACAAGAUCUUAUUCAGUUCAAGCGAUGUCCAAAGUGUUCGACUAACAUAACCACAACGCAAAGAUUCAGUGAUUUUGUGAAAAAAUCCAUUCAAGACGUAUCAAUUGCAAAGCGGAUCACAUACGGCGCAAAUAAAGAAAAUGAAGAACUUUGCCGUCAACUUUUACUAACUCUCCAUGCGUUAAGGGACCAACUGAAUCCUGUAUUUGAAGAUAAGUCAAGCAUCUUAAAUACGGCCCUAAGUAAACUGCUCAAACGUCUAUCAACUGAACUGAAAGGUCGCUCUCAACCCAUCAAUAAAAUAGAGUUAAAAGCUAUCGAAUCCAAGACUCAAGUUCUGUCAUAUAUUUCCAACUGCUUUAUAAGGGAGUAUAAAAAGCCUAAAACUGACGAUCCUUCAAUUCUACAUGUGAAAUUAAUUUUGGAUGUUUUGAUGCGUUCAGAAGACCACAUCACUCACCAAGAAAUUGAUGAUUUGGAACUUGAAAUUAAACGGUUGCAAAAAGCUGUUCAAUUUGAUUCAAUUAAGAAAAGUUCCGCAUUUAUUCCUGCAUGCAAGUCCAAUGAAGAAGUGAAAGCACUUUCAUUGGACAUCGAAACAGUUGUGUUUGGACAUAAGAAGUACUCCGAUGAUUUAGACCGCACGCUCUUAACACAAUUAAAGAAAUUAGCUUUGAAACUCGAGUGUUCUCUAAGCAUCAAUGAGGAAGAGCGAGUACAGAUUGUUAAAGCCAUGGGCUUUCCUCGUGGACAUUGGUUCAAAUGUCCAAAUGGACACCCUUAUUGUAUUGGAAACUGCGGGGGAGCAAUGGAGGAAUCCAAGUGUUUUUGUGGAGAAGCUAUUGGAGGAACUCGACAUCGUCUAUUAGGGACCAAUCAACUUGCUACUGAGAUGGAUGGUGCAACUUCUUCUGCAUGGCCAGGACCACUACAUUAAGAUAUUCGAUAGUUAUAUUUUAUAAUUCAUGUUUGGCGUUUAUCAGAUUAUUUUUAAUCAGCGUUUUGUUAGUUAUAUUUAAUCAAAACACAAGAUCGGGUGAGCACAUGCUCGCUGAAAUUUAUCGAGAUUAUUGAAAUAAAUUUAAUAAACAUUGUACAAAAAUGUU